UCUUCUCAGUGUGAGCAGAGCUGCAGACAUGUCCCUGUAACCGUUGGACAAACUUUAAAUUGACUUCGUCAGAUCUGUUUAAAGUCUCAGCAGAGUCUCUGACAAACAGCGACAUGGCUGCUGCCGGUCGGGUCCAAUCUGAAGAUCAAUUCCUGUGUUCUAUCUGUCUGGAUGUAUUCACUGAUCCAGUCACCACACCAUGUGGACACAACUUCUGCAAAUCCUGCAUCUCUGAACACUGGAGGGUUAAUGUCCCAUAUAAGUGUCCCAUGUGUAAAGAGGUUUUUCACACAAAACCUCAGCUGAAGAUCAACACUUUCAUCAAAGAGAUAGUGGCUCAGUUCAGACAUGAAGCUCAACAAAAACCAAACAUCUACAGCUCAGAUCAACAAACUGCCAAACCAGGAGAAGUUCCCUGUGACAUCUGCACUGAACCCAAACUGAAGGCCCUGAAGUCCUGCCUGGUGUGUCUGACCUCCUACUGUCAGACUCAUCUGGAACAUCAUCUGACAGGUUCUGCACUGAAAAGACAUCAGCUGAUCAACCCUGUGGAGAACCUGGAAGACAGGAUGUGUAGGAAACAUGAGAAACCUCUGGAGCUGUUCUGUAAAACUGACCAAACAUGUAUCUGUAACCACUGCACCUACUCAGACCACAAAAGUCAUGAUGUUACUCCUCUGAAAGAUGAACAUGAAGAACAGAAGCCAGAGCUGAAGAAGACAGAGGCUAAUAUUCAGCAGAUGAUCCAGGAGAGACAAUUGAAGAUCCAGGGGAUCCAACAGUCAGUGGAGCUCAGUAAGAACGCUGCAGACAGAGAGACAGCAAAAGGUGUUGAGGUCUUCACAGCUCUGAUGGAGUCUGUUCAGAGAAGUCUGGACCAAUUCAUUGAGGAGAUCCAAGAAAAGCAGAGGAGCACUGAGACACAGGCUGAAGACUUCAUCAAAGAGCUGGAACAGGAAAUCUCUGAGCUGAAGAAGAGAAGCACUGAGGUGCAGCAGCUCUCAGGCUCUGAAGACCACCUCCACUUUGUCCAGAGGUUCACAUGUGUCAAAGCUGCUCCAUCCAUGAAGACCUGGACAAAGGUCAGCAUCCGUUCACCAUCAUAUGAGGGGACUGUGGCGAGAGCUGUGUCUCAGCUGGAGAACAAACUCACAAAAGACAUGAAGAAGGUGACUGAAGCUGAGCUGAAGAGAGUCCAACAGUAUGAGGUGGAUGUGACUCUGGAUCCAGAUACAGCUUAUCCUUAUUUCAUCCUGUCUGAUGAUGGGAAACAGGUUCAUCAUGGUGAUAAAAAGAAGAACCUUCCAGACAAACCACAGAGAUUCUCUGAUGAUUGGUGCAUCUUAGCAAAGCAGAGUUUCUCUUCAGGCCGGUUUUACUUCGAGGUUCAGGUCAAAGGAAAGACUGACUGGUUUUUAGGAGUGGCCAGAGAGUCCAUCAACAGGAAAGGAGAGAUCCUACUGAGUCCUCAGAACGGAUACUGGACCAUUGGUUUGAGAAAUGGAAAUGAGUACAUGGCUUGUGGUGAUCUUUCUGUCCUUCUGUCUCUGAAGCCUGGUCCUCAGAAGGUGGGGGUGUUUGUGGAUUAUGAGGAGGGUCUGGUCUCCUUUUAUGAUGUUGAUUCUUCAUUUCUCAUCUACUCCUUCAUUCGCUGCUGCUUUAAUGAUAAACUCCUCCCAUACUUCUGUCCAUGUCUGAAUGGUGGAGGUACAAACUCUGCUCCUCUGAUCAUCACUCCUGUCAGACACUGUAGGGAUGUCACGAUACCAAAAAUUCUGGAGUUGAUACCAAUACCACUGAAAGGACACAAAUAUCAAUUCCAAAGUCGAUACCGCAGUAAAAAAAAAUGAGUAUCAACUUUUUUUUUUCCGUUAUAGUAUCGAAUGGUAUCGUGAGUAUCGGUUCUCAUGACAUCCCUACGAUACUGAGUAAGAAAUUCUCAAAUGUAAAGAUUUUCUUUGAUUUACUGGAGUCACUAUACUUAGUGACAAUGUGAACUGUUUUAACGUGUAUUAAUCUUUAUCCAAAUGCACAUAAAAACUUUUCGGGCAUGUAUAUGGAACUAUGGUGCUGUUCUUCUGUCUAAGAUUGCUAUGAUUCUUGAUAUUUGUAUUAUUAUGUAUGUUUUGCUAGUUUGCAUAUAUGUCAAAUUGUAUUGUAUGUUCGGAAUAAAUCACUAAAUCAGUAAUCAGAAACUAACUUUUGUGGUGAUAAUAUUCCUAGUUUGACAGAUUCUGAUGCACUGUGAUUUAAUACAAUAAUAAUGAUAGUGUUUUAAUGUUAAGUUUAAUUAAAAGUGUUGUGAUUGUGAAUGUAUUUUCCAUCAUGUGGUUGAUUUCUAUAAAUCUAAAUGAUAGAAGUGUUCAGGAGAAUUCAAUAUUCAAUAAUAACAUUGAAAGUAUAGAUUAUGUUAAACUUUAAUAAAAACAGUCAUAUACUUUGCAUA
Molecule: messenger RNA, 2446 nt
Organism: Sphaeramia orbicularis (orbiculate cardinalfish)
Lineage: Eukaryota; Metazoa; Chordata; Actinopteri; Kurtiformes; Apogonidae
Product: E3 ubiquitin-protein ligase TRIM39-like
Exons: 2
Coding region: 114-1850 (578 amino acids)
Biological process (GO): protein ubiquitination
Molecular function (GO): zinc ion binding; protein binding; ubiquitin-protein transferase activity
Source: RefSeq, a predicted model, not a curated record